Messenger RNA from Prorocentrum cordatum, 3544 nucleotides. Lineage: Eukaryota; Dinophyceae; Prorocentrales; Prorocentraceae. The record is from the annotation of a GenBank genome assembly.
AUGGUUGCCAACCUGAUUGACGUCCAUGUCGUGCUGGAGCAACCGAUGUCAUCGGUGUUCGACGAAUUACCAUUCUUGGCCGACUACAUGGCGAGGAUGAUCCGGGUGCCGACAUGGCUCGGCAGUUUCGGGGCCCCCACGGCGAAACCUUUGAAGUUGUUCACGACAUCGGACAAGUUUCGAGGGCUGAGGCGGUCGAUAUCGAGGAUCGGUCAGCCGCUGGCAAAGCUCUACACCACCACGCAUGGCAAGACUUCUGGGAAGAAAACGCACAUGAAGGACAGCGAGAAAUACACGAAGGAGUUCGCGGCUGCGGUCGACUCAACCCUCCUGGCCCAGGUUAUGGCGGCAGCAUCCGGGGAGCUCGGUGGGGGGCCACCGCAAGCAGAUGUGCGCCUCGCUGAUUUGGAGGACGACAUCGGAGUCGCGGGGUCACCGCAGAAGUUGCCGCCUCGCAGGGGCAAGGGCGGCGUGAACAUCUUCGACGACGAGACCAAGGCCACAGGGGCUGAUGCGGACGUGGUCUACUGGCACCACAAGUGCCGCGGCGCGGCCAGGUACCUGGAGAACGCCGCUCUUGCUCGCGACGCCCGGGAGCACGAUCCCGCUAAGAAGGUGCACAUGAGGAACUUGCGCGACGUGGAGAAGAACAACGUGACCCUCUGGCGGAAACAAGUGCUGGGCCUCGUCGUUGAAGACGGCCGCUAUCGGACUGCCGUGCAUAGGGACGCUGCCACCAAAAGCUUGGACACCCUGGAAACCUACAGCAGGAAGGAGCAGCUCGACGACGUGAUCAUGCUCGACUUCGAUGAGUUCUGCGCCCACCAUGCGUUCUGGAAGCGGUGGGAUGACGCUCGGUGUGAAAUCGAGUGGGACGCUGCCGUGAACGACCCGAGGAUCCUCAAGGAGGGCGAAGGGGUGAACCUCAGGGUCCCUGUUGCUCUGCCGAAGAAGUACAGGGGCAUCCAGGGCGUCGGGGAGAGUUCGGCCAUCCAGUCCGAGAAGGCACACGAAGGCAAGGAUGACAUCCAGCGGGCCAUGCAGCGGGUGAGAUCCGCCGCGAGCGGGUCGUCUGACCAGCUUGCGAACAUGGGUGGCCAGGCUCAGGCAGCUCUUCGUGUUGGCGCAGCUUUUCGCGGCGCGUCCUGGGGUCGUGGCGACGCAGCGGUGUUCCAAGACAAUCAUUUUAGCGUCUUCGGUCACGACUUCCUCUCCAACAGCUGCGGUCCAGCCCGCGGGGGCGCGCCGCUUGUGCAUGGCGUUCCAGCGCCCUGCCUGUCCCCGGCACCUCUCGUUGGCGGCGACGGGCAGCCUGCAACGUCGUCUGGGACGGCUACGCCGCUCGUGGCCGCGGGGGCCGGUGCUGCGCCAGGAACGCCGUUCGGAAUGCCAGUGCCGCCCGCAGAGACGCUGUCGGCGGCGAAGCCCAAGAAGGUUUGGACGGGCCCAGAGAUCUCCGCUGCCAAGAAGAAGCUGGGGGUCGACAUCACGGGCCUCCUGAAUGAGGUCUACCCGCCCAAGAGAGGAGGCUUCCUCAGGACCGCGCAGAACUUCGCCACGUCGCUCGGCGCAAAGUACCAGCAUAUGCUCAUUGAUGAGGUCGUGGCGGUAAACAUUACGGAGCUCGAGGCCGCGAUCAAGGAGAUCUCCGACAAGAAGAAUGCCGUGCCGAACUGCCCAGCGUCGAAGUUCGAGGAUAUGCAGGAGGAGGUGGCGGAUCUCGAGUCGACAGUUCAGCGCCUUGCCAGCCAGCUGAACGCAAGCAUGACUAAGAUCAAAGAUCACCAUGCCGCGACUCAGAAGAAAAUCAAGAGCGACGCCGCGAAGGAUCGGUAUCGACUCAACCAGUCAACCAAGCGAUUCACAGACAAGGGCUGCACUUUGAAGAUAGCCCAGCACCUGGACAACAUCGAGAAAGAGACGAAGAAUGGCGUGAAGGCGUCCUUGGUGAAGCCCAUGCUCGACGAUGCCGAGACGAAGGCCCUGGCGUCUAAGGGGCCCGGGCUCAUCGACCUUGCGAAGAACACGAACCUCAAUGAGCUCGUGAAGUUCUGCGACGCGGAGUUCCAGGAGAGGGCCAAGAGGCUCAUCGACCAUCUCAAAGCAGCCAACGGCAAGGGCAACCUGCAGCACGCCGUGACGAUUGAGCCUUCUACUCGCUACCUGGAGCUGUACAAUGUGCUGUUUGACAACGUCGUGGAAGGCGUCCCAGACUGCAUGCUCUUCCCCUGGAACGUCGGGAUCGCGGAGAACGCGUGCAGGUCGGGCUUCGACUGCACUGGCUUGGCGGGCCUGCCGCAGGUAGUCUACUGCGUCGCUGGGGAGGCCACGGUGCUCUUGGCUGACAUCGCGCAGCUCAUCCAGGGCGACGGCCAAGAAAUGGACGAUUUGGCCAAGCUCAUUACCCUAUUGGAAGGCUGCACGCUCGAGAUGCUUGGCGAUCGCUUGCGAUGGAUUGUGCUCGAGAAGGGCCAGCUCCUCUGGGUGCCUGCGGCAUUCGUGCCAUUCUAUAAGACCGCAACCAAGGGGGGGUGCGUCGUCUCCCAGAUCCCUGCGCUCAAUAAGCUCAACGUGGCGGCUGAUGGUCCCUUGGUCCAAACCUGGAAAAUGAUCAUCGACUCGCUGGCGAAGCACGCCUCCUUGCGGAAAGAUUGCAAUCCGUGGAAGAAGAUCUCAGACAAGCUGCCCAAACUGUGCGAUGCGAUCCAGAGGGAGGUCAAGCCCGAGCUCGACGUGAAGAAGGACGACGACGGCUCCAAGCUCGGCGUGAAGGACGACGACGGCUCCAAGCUCGACGCAGAGAAGGGCGACGGCUCCAAGCUCGACGCAGAGAAGGGCCCCGAGGACAGCUCCAAGGCGCCCGCGGGGGUCGGCGACGGCCGCGACAGCAAGGGCACCGAGGCGGGCACGCCCGCUGGGCCGAGCGGCGCGGCCGCCGCGCAGCGGCAGAGCUGCGACGCCAGCCGCAGCGCUUCAUAUUUGUUUGAGAACUCGUUCUCUGACCGCCACCUCAUAAAGUUCACCAACUUCACCGAGUUCACCGACCCCUUCAAGUUCACCACUUGCGACGACCCGUUCGGCAAAAUGUCGCACGUUUCGGAUCUCCGCGUCGAGUGGGUCGAGGUGGCCGCUCCCGCGUGGACCGUGCUUCUGAAGGGGCGCAACUGCGCCGGGGGGCACCUGAGCCGCCUCGAGGCGGAGUCGCACUCCCAGAUUGUCGUCGACAGGAACGAGCCGCGAGUCCGCGUGGCCGGGACGGCCAGCCAGGUUGAGGAGGCGCAGGCCUGGCUGCUGAGGCUGCGCGAGGAGUGCAGUUCCACCCAGGUGUGGCUGGGCAACCUCGCCCAGCCCCCGGAGAGGCUCGUGGCGCGCGCCGAGGCGGGCAAGGUCGGCGUCCGCGUGCAGAUCGUGUCCCGCGGGCAGGGGUGCGGCAGCCAGGCGCUCGUGCAAGGGCUCUCCGGCGAGGUGCAGCGCGCGGCCCAGUUCCUGCGCGAGGCCACCGCCGCGGGGCGCCCCACGGGCGAGGCCCCCGCGCCGCCGGUGG